Molecule: messenger RNA, 281 nt
Organism: Funneliformis caledonium
Lineage: Eukaryota; Fungi; Glomeromycota; Glomeromycetes; Glomerales; Glomeraceae
Source: the annotation of a GenBank genome assembly
AAAUUAAAAAAUCUAGAUACAUAUCUGGAGAAAAUGUGGUCAGUUCUUAUGAGCAAAUUACUGAAAAUGAUAGAGAAGAAAAAGAGAGAUCUUCUAACUACAAUAAUUCUUACAUUUCUUCAUUCAGAAAGGAAAUGUUAAGAAUUACUUUUUUGGGAUUUCAGUUCAUAAAAGACUGGACAAAUAAAAGAAGAAAAAAUAUAGGUAUUUAUGAUAGAAAAACUAGUAGCGAAAGAAAGAGUAAAAGUAAUGAAGAUAAUGUAUUUAAAUGUCAAAACUGA